Stegostoma tigrinum is the source of this 3272-nucleotide messenger RNA. It is a transcript of the gene exd2, whose product is annotated as exonuclease 3'-5' domain containing 2. Gene Ontology annotation, molecular function: nucleic acid binding; 3'-5' exonuclease activity. The transcript is spliced from 9 exons. The record is from RefSeq and is a predicted model, not a curated record. Lineage: Eukaryota; Metazoa; Chordata; Chondrichthyes; Orectolobiformes; Stegostomatidae. Gene Ontology annotation, cellular component: nucleus; cytoplasm. The coding region runs from base 583 to 2457 and encodes 624 amino acids. Gene Ontology annotation, biological process: nucleobase-containing compound metabolic process.
AGGAGUAGUGAAGAGAUUGGAGUGGAUGUGGGGUAAUGGGAAAUAAAGGGGAUCCAAGUGAAAUGGACAGAUUAGAGGGAAUGUUGGGGAAUAGAGGGGAUGAGGGAGGAGGAAUGUGGUAUUUAUAGGGAAUGAGGAAGGGUAGGAUGGACGGAUGAAGUAUAAGAGUGGAGAGGGACAUGAAAUGUCAGAGUUUUGGAGAAUAGGAUAAAUGGAGGGAUGGGGAGCAGUGGAGAGAAAGGGCUAGAGAUCAGUAGGAGAGCAAAUCGUCAGUUGAAGGAUCAAGUACUUUUUGUGUAGAGCAAGGGAUAGCAAACAUUUAGUGGUACUUGUUUCUGAGCCACCAAACUGUCAUGUAAUUGUCGGCACAGUAUAAAUCCAGAAAUUAGAGAUGCAUGUGAUGGUGGUGAUGCAGUAAUAAUGGGCAGACAGAUGGUGAUGUUCUUUGGAAAAUUGUAAAUCAAUCAGCUUUGGAAUGCUUAGAGCUUUGACUUGGGACAUUGUUCUAUAGGAAGCGUCAUUCUGCCUCUUCUGCCUGACGAGUAAUGUUUGGACCAAGAUCCUUAGGAAGAUUGGUGAACCAUGGCCCGGCCACAGGCCUUAGCAGUGACAGCAGCCACAUUACUGGGUACUGCUGUAGGCUGCCUGUACUUGUGGAAGGCCUUUAAAAGUCCCAAAUGGAAGAAGGCUCUGGCCAGCCAGAAUCAAGAAGGUGUGGAAAGAGAGAAAAUCACACAGGGUGAUAGAGGGGAAUCUUGCCAAAUAGAUAACACAGACGAUUUUGUCAAUCCCAGUUUGCUGGUGGAAAAACUGCUGACUGCAGAUGCUUUCAUAGUGGAGUCAGAGGAUGAAUGGGAGCAAGCCUGGCCUUUGUUGAAGACAGACCUAGAUAAUUACCCACUCAUAGGAAUUGACUGUGAAUGGAUUUCUAUAAAGGGGAAACCAAACCCAGUGUCUCUCCUUCAACUCGCCUCUUACAGUGGCUUCUGUCUUCUUGUCCGCAUGCCCCAGAUGAUUAGGGAUGGUCGCUUGAUGCCGAAGACCUUACUCGACCUCCUGGGGAAUGGUAGUGUUCUAAAAGUUGGUGUUGAUGCUUUCGAGGAUGGCUGCAAGUUAUUCCGAGAUUACUGCAUUACGGUCAGGGGCUGCUUGGAUGUGAGAUACUUAGCCAUGCGCCAGAGCAGGAAGAAUAGCUUUGCGUGCUCCCUAAGCCUGAAGUCCUUAGCUCAAGACAUCUUAAAUUAUACCCUUGACAAGUCCAUACAUCUGCGAUGUAGUAAUUGGGAGGCAGAAGAGCUCUCCAACGAGCAGAUAGCAUAUGCUGCACAAGAUGCCCAGGUAUCUGUGGCUCUGUUUUUUCAUCUGCUGGGAUUCAGUUCUGCACCACUUGAAGGUUGUAUGCCAUGUGAACAUGAACCCACCUGGAAGCAGAUGCUGGCACGGUGCCAGGGCCUGAUAGAUAUCCCAUUUAAGGGCAAAGUGGGAAGUAGCAGAGGGGAAGAUGGAACAGGAGACAUCAACUCUCAGCAGAGACGACGAAACAAGAAGCUUGGGACCAACCAGAAAUCUGCAUCACACCUGAACACCCCAGACCCAAGAAGAAUUCAGCACAAACCGCUCGGGGUAGGAUAUUCUGCCAGGAAAUCCCCACUCUAUGACAAUUGUUUCCUCCAUGCUCCAGACGGACAACCCCUGUGCACCUGUGACAAGAAGAAGGCACAAUGGUACAUAGACAAGGGCAUUGGGGACCUCAUCAGUGAGAACCCAUUUGUUGUGAAGUUGAAGUUCGAACCAUCAGGAAGACCUGAGUCUCAAGAAGACUAUUACCUGACAGCCAAGGAAAACCUUUGUGUUGUGUGUGGCAAGAGAGAGUCUUACAUCAGGAAAAAUAUUGUUCCCCACGAAUACCGGAGACACUUCCCCGUCCAAAUGAAAGACCACAAUUCUCACGAUGUCCUGCUCCUGUGCACUGCCUGCCAUGCCGCCUCGAACUAUUAUGACAAUGUCUUAAAGCAGCAGCUGGCGGUGGAGUUCAACGCACCGAUCGGUUGUGAGGAAAGUGUUCGCCUACUGGAGGAUCCAGCUCGCAGGCAGGUGCGUUCUGCAGCUCGGGUCUUGCUGCACGCUGAAGGCCUUCCUGAGGCUCGGAGGAAAGAACUUCAGGAUGUCCUUAAAGCUUUCUAUGGCGUGCAAACAUUGACCACGGAGAUCCUUGAAGAAGGAGCAUCACUGGGAACACGGGUACUCAAUGAAAGCUACGUCCCUCAUGGUUUGAAAGUGACACAGUCCUGUGCAGUUGGUGGUCUCCGAGCCCUAAUGUCUUUGGAAAAACGUUGGCGCCAGCAUUUCCUGGACUAUAUGCGGCCCCGCCACCUUCCGCCCCUGUGGUGUGUGGAUCACAAUCAUAACAAGCUGAUCCGCAAGUAUGGGGAGGACCUGAAGAUCGAGUUGACGUGAAAGAAGAUGACUGGUGCAACUCAAUUCUUUGUUUUACUUCUGCAACUGCUUCUCAAGACUGUGGAGAUGAUCAAUUCCGAUGCGUGAGACACAUGUAUCAAUCUGCUUGUGAAGUACUGGGAAGGACUGCAAGUUGUUUUUUAAUUUAUGAAAAUGGGAAAGUGCUGUUGAAACGGUGAACAGUUAAAUAAAACACUCUGACCUAUUAUCAAAUUUUAACACGUUUUAGAGGUUUGUUUUGCAACUAUAACUUCUGGUACAAUAUCACCCUAGGUACAUUUUUAAAUUCAGACUUUAUUUAAAAUAAAAUCUUUUAAAAUAAGAACAAUAUCUUUGUACCAGCGACACAAGUGAGUCUUCUGCUUGGAAAGUGGAACAGUUUGCAAUGGCAGAGGGAACUUCCAAGCUCAUAACAUACUAUCACAACCAAGUCACCUGGAAUCCUGCAGGUUAGUCUUUGUACCUGGCGUUUGAGGAUGAAAUAAUCAGAUUUUCCAAGAGUUGCUGGUCCAGACCCAUCAGAACAGUAAAAUAUAUUGUAGCUUUUAUACAAAGUUUUCAAAGCUAAUUCAUUUCCCCAGAAAACAGAUUGCUUUCCAAAUAUUUGAUUCCUUUCAUCUGAAGAGUGGUUUCAGAAUAAAAAUCUUUCUCUUGUCCAAAAAUGAAAAUUUCUAAUAUGACGUUUGUGUAGUUCUGUGGGUCCAGUUUGAGCCAAGCCCUUCUCCAGAAAGAGGCAUCCUCAUUAACACUUUGUAGUUAUUCAUCCGUUGUAAUCAUGUCUUGAGUUAACACCAAUUAAAUUUGAUGCAUGUACA